UGCGUGCGCCGGCGCCGAGCGGCGCGGGGCCGCGGAGCCAUGGGCAAGAGCCGGGCGCGGCGGUUCCGCAGGGCCCCCUUCUCCCCCGCGGGCCCCGAGCUGCGCCGCGACGGGGAGGGCGGCCCCGAGGAAGAGCCGGCCGCGGAGCUGCUGGAGAAGCUGCAGCACCCAAGUGCUGAGGUGAGAGAGUAUGCCUGUGCCAGUAUUUCCAAGCUGUUGCAGCAGAAGCAGGUCAUCCCAGCCUUUCUGCAGAGAGAUGUUGUCCGGUGCUUAGGACCCUUGCUGAUGGAUCACAGCUUAGCUGUCCGCGAGACAGCUGCCGGUGCUCUGCGGAAUCUGAGUGCUUGUGGAGGAUUUGAAGUCUGUGAUGACAUGGUAACAAAGGACAUCAUGACACCCCUUGUUGCACUCCUGAAGGAGUGUAGCACUGGACUAGAUGCUAAUCAGCUCUCUCCAAAGAAACGCAGAGAUAUGGACAAAAAUUAUAUUGAAGACAUAGCCAACGAGGCUAUUAAUUUGCUGUGGAAUGUAUGUGAAUGCAACAAUACUGCAGUAUCCAUAUUCAAUAAAGAAGGAUGUCUGGAGGCUGUGUUACAUUACAUGAAGAAAUUUUCCACAAAUGUGGAUCUGGCUAUUUCAGUUGCAAACUGCUUGCAGGCAGUGACGGAAGAUAAUCCAGAUCUUCUUUCUUCAUUCAAUGCUUCUGCACAUCAAGUAUUGGAAACUGUGAUGUUGUGUCCAGAGAGCACAAUGAAGCAUGUCCUUCUGAGAACACUGAUAGCAGGCACUAUCUGGAACAUCAAGGACACCAUUCCACCAGGCAGCCUGGGAAGCAUGGUUAAUGCAAUUCUGAAGGUUUUUUCAGAAUCAUUAGCAAUAGAUGCUGGUGAAACAAUUAUUCGUAUGAAUGAAGCUGAAAAAAACAGGUUAAAACUCCCUGCGGAGGCAGAAACUGAGGAAAACAUGAGUGAUGUUAUAGACAACUGUGCUUGGAGUGAAGAUGACAUGGAAGAAACACCAAAAGGAAAAGUCAGAAGAGAAAAUGACGUUUCAGACCUCCUUCCAUCUGAUAAGUGGGAACUGAAAGAAGUGACAGCUUUACUGAUGGCUCAGCAGACUGCUCUGGAAAUCAUUGUCAAUAUGUGCUGCAGUGAAGAUCCCUCUGAUGAGGAAUGGGAAGAACUCUCCAGCAGUGAUGAAAGUGACUUGUUUAUGGAAAACUCAUACAAUGAGGGGAAUGGGCUGCUAAUGUCACCUCUGUGCCUCUCUGAUGAGGUCAACUCAGCAUUUCUGAACAACCUCAUUCCAAAGAAGAUUCUUGAAAAAACUGCUUUUCCGAACAGUGUUGCUCUAGACAUCUGUAUGCACAAUCCAUCUUGGAAACCAUUAAUCAAAAAACUGAAUGCAGUGCAGUGUAGAGCUUUAACAUGUCUUCAUAGCAUUUUGUUAGUGUCAGACGUGGAUUGUCUUGGAGGAGCUUCAGCACUUCAGUCUCUUGCACAGCAUCUCUCACAGCUGAUCUUUUCUAAAACAGAACUCCUUACAGACACGGAAUUCCUGGAAGCCAUAACCAGUGCUUUAAGGGCUCUUCUACAAACAAUGGCAUCAAAGAACAUCUCCCAGUGUAUGACUCCUGAGCAGCUGUUGGCUUUAUGUGAAGCUGGUAUUCACAGCAGUAAUGCCAGUGUCAGAGUGAACGUAGUGAGCAUCCUUGGCAUUUCUGGCAGUGUCCUGGCAAAAGGACAAGAUACAGCUGAAACACUAAAGAUGAUUGGAAAAUUUCUUCUUGAGGUUGCUAUGAAGGAAUCUUCUCUUGUGGUAGCAGGGGAAGCCUUGGAUGCACUUUUUGAUGUAUUUGCAGAUGGUCAAGAAGCAGAAAAGGCAGCGGUACAGAUCAAGUUGCUUCCAGCACUGAAAGAAUUUCAGCCAGUGUUCAAAAUGAGGGUACGAAAAGAAGGAAAAGGCCACUAUAGUACAGAUCAGCUGUGUGUUCUUGACAACGUGAAGAUGAAUUUGAGAAGAUUCAUUGCAUAUCAGGAGACACUAGGGAAAACCCCAACCUGAACCAUCGAGGAACUUUAAAUUAAGGUUUUCCUUACUGACUAAUGUUUUCCAAAAAUAUAACUGUUUUGAACUUCUAAAAUUUCUUGAGCAGAGCAGUUUUGCUUUCAUGUUAAUACUGCAUUUUUUAUGUUCAGUAUUUUUAUACUUCUGGAUUGAUGCAAUAUGAAAGUCACAAUAGCAUAAAAAACCAGAAUGUACUUUGAGGUUAAGUGUUAGCAGUGAUAAGAAUGUGCUCUAACAGCCCUGAGGUCUGUAUGUAGCACCACUGUUGCUGUUUAGAAAUCCUCACCUAUCCUGGUGGAGAACUAUCAUUGCAUGAAAAAAUAAUUUAGAGAAUAUUCUCAGUUAUGUGCCAGAUCAAGACAAAAGUUUAAAAGCUCAAGAUAUUUUUCAGGGAAUUGAGCAGUGACUGAAUGUUCAUAUUUGCUAUUUACUCUUAUUUCUAGAACUGCACAGGCACUUAUGGUGAGCUACCCAAGAAAAGUGUGUGACAAAUAUACAGAUGUCUGUUAGCACUUGGAUCUGUUACUUCAUGAGGUUUAUCAAAAACUGUUUCAGAUUCAUUUAUGAUAAGUUCAGUAUGAUUGCUUUUUUCCUGUGGAAAUCAGUGUAAGAGGAUCCUACCCUUAUAUGCAGCUCCCUGAUUUUACUUUAUUUUUAUUGGUAUUUCUGAAAAUCAAGUCUCCUGGUUUACUUUCUUCCUUGUAGUUCUACAUCAGGAUGAAUUUGAAUUCAGGGAAGUAGUAAACCUAGUAAGUAUUUUUUUGUACUGAGGUAUUAUCGAAAGUAACUUUAUAAUGGCUUAAAAAUAGCUUUUUCAAAUAUUUGUGAUACUUGAAGCUGUAAAAUACAGAAGCUAUUUAAAAAAAAAUGUCACGGAUUCAUGAAGAUUGAAAGCUCUGGGUUUGUUUCUGUGAAUGCAAACCCUUUCAUACACCUUUUUUAAGGAAAAAAAACCCACAACCAAACACAAUCAUUUUGUUAUGCCGAUUUUUUAAAUGGGAGGUUUUCUCCCCCUCUUCUCUUAAGAUGCUGCCUUAGCAGAGACAUCCAGGUUUUGGCAAAAUCUUGCCCACGGUAUUAGACAUGGAACUACAAAGACCAAAUUUGCUCAGUUUGUUAGAUUUCAGUCUCUUGGAUUGGAAAUAAGGCUCAGGAACUGACUGGUUUACUUGUGAAUGACUGACUUGAGGAAUUCCUGACUUGUGGUAUUUUGUGAAGUGCAAGAAAAAGUGAAAAAUGAGUUUAAGCAGCUAUGCUGCCUGGAAGUUCUGUAGUUGUUACUACAUUGCAGAAGCUGGAUAAACUGUGUGAUGUGAUGCCUGCUAGUCAGAUGAGUGAGAGUGUGGGAUCAGGAGGGCUCAAGGGCCAUUGAGCCUGGCCUGGGGCAGUUCUGAGGAGCAUGGAGCAGUUGAAACAUUAUCCUGGGAUUUGGCAGGGGCUGGCAGCAAAGAGGGCUGGAGUGGGACAGCUGAGGAAAGAGUAGCUAGAUGGAUUAUGGUGUAAGACUGCACAGUGCAUGGAUUUUAAUCCUGAUGUUAUAUUUGCUGUACACUGCAGAUAGUAAAAUAUUAUCCUGAUAAAAGGCUUUAAUAUUUGUUUGUAGCACUUAAAAGAACUUUCACACGGGAAGUUCUGCUCUGAUUUUCUGGGUGUUACACUGAGCUGGGGGAUGAUCUAUGUUGGAAAGCAUCCUCUGCUCAAAGCAAGUCUUACUUUGGUGUCAUGUAAAUUGUGCUAGGCCUUGAGCAUCUCCAAGAGUGCAAAUCUGGAAGUCCCACAACUCUGAGCAGCCUUUUCCAGUGCUUAUCUGCCCUGACUGUGAACACUUUUUUUUUUUUUCUUUUUCCCUUGUAUCUAGUAGGACUUCCCCCUGCUGCAAAAUGUGCCCUUGUCCUUUGACUGCACAUCAGCAAGAAGAGUCUGUCUCACCUCCUCUUAUAACCUAAAUUUACUAGUUGAAAACAACAAUUACAUUCCCCUCUUCUCCAGGCUCAAUAAAACCAGCUCCUUCACCCUGUCCUUGUGCAUCAUGUGCUGCAGCCCUGUAACCAUCCUGAUGGCCUUCUGCUUGACCUGCCCUACUGUGUCUUAUACUGGGGUGUCCAAAACUGGACAUGGUGUAUUCCAGCUGUCAUCUCAUGAGCGCAGAAUGGAGGGAAGUAAUCGGCUUUCUUGGCCUGCUGGCCAUGCUCCUGCUAGUGCAGCUCGUUUUUUGUUGGCCUUCUUCACCUGAAGGGUGUACUGCUGACUUCUCUUCAACUUGUUAUCCACCAGGACCCUGAGGUCCUUCUCUGCAGAGCUGCUCUAUGCAGUCUAGAGCUUGCUCCACUUUAUGGGAUUACUCUGUCCCAUGUGUAGGACUUUGCAUUUUGUAUCAAUUGUAGCAGUCAGAAUCUGGUUCCUGGGGACUGUUAGAGCAAUGAAGUAUGUUGGUUUGUGUUUAGGGAUUAAUUUCUUUAGGUUACUAAUGAGAAGGAGCACUACAUCUUCAAAUAAGAAUCUGAAAAUUGCAGGUAAAUAUAUAGAAGGACAUCCACUAGAAAAUCUGUUUUUCUCGAUAUAAUCUAUCAGACCCUGUUUUUUUCCUUCAAGUGGAAGACUGACUGUCAUUUAGAUCUUAAAGUAUUCCAGCAGUAGAAAUGCAUGGAUGUUCUUUUUUUCCUAUGCACUAACUAGUUGAAUGUCUUAAAAAAAUCAUUAGUGUCAUAGUAAGACAGGUGCAUAGUAUGAAACAUCACUUGUGGAAGUAUAUGGGGUUUAGUGCUUACAGUAACUGCUGCUACCUUCUGGUACAGACCAUUCCUAGCUAAUAGCUGGAAGAGAAAUAAGGACGUGCAAAGACAUUUUGGUUUCUUGGGAGUUUAUACUGAAAGAGGAGACUGGAACACUUCAGUGGGACUGUUUGGCUGAGGGCAUGAAGCACUGACAAGCCUGUGACUGUCCCCAGCUCAGCAGAUAUGUGUGAGGUGAUAGAGAGGUAAGCUGUGGCUCCUGGGAGGUGUUUUUGUUGUUUUGUUAACCUCAUUGCUAAUAUUAAUGAAGCGUUUAUUUGUGAUUUCCUAACAUCACAUCUUCUAACAUCUUUGCCAAAUCAAUGGCCCUUGCCAGCAGCCCAUUGCAAAAUGAAACCUUUUCUUUUCCUUUGGCAUUUCUAUGAUGUUACAGUUAGCUAAUACUAACUGGCCAUCUGUGUAUUUUAAUGGCCAUACUUUUAUUUCACUCAAUGAGAAAAUCUUACUCUAUCACUUGCCUAGACACAGGUUUAGUGCAACUUGGUCUCGGUGUGGCUGCAUGACAGGUAGUAAUUUUAUAUUUUAGAGAGCACGUUCUACUUGUAAGAGGCAAGACAGAAGUUCCUAGGAAAAGCAUGGAAAACUUUUGAAGACUUUUUUCUAUGGAAGACAAGGCAAGUUAUCAGUGAUUUAAAGCAGUGUUACAUCAGGGCCUAAUACCAGAUGAGAUUUAUAAGUACAGAAGAGCUAAGCUGUAAGAUUGUAACUAUAAAAGUUGUUCUGACACAGUUAAGGAAUUUUAAGGCAGCAGCAGAAGUGAUGACGUUGUGCAGAUUAAAUGUUUUGGGGACUCUUUUGGCACUGGUUAACUUCAGUUUAGAGUAAGCUUGAGGCAAAGACAAGAUCCUUGACAACCCACGAAGGCCAAGUCAUAUCUUGAAGAUACUUGGAGAGUGGCAGAAAUUGGGCUGAUCUAGACAACAUGCAGCAUAAGUAAAGAGAUUUUAAAUAGAUGUGAUUUUAAUCAGCGUAAUCACACAGAUAAGACUGGUGUUAAAACAGGUAUCUGAAACUGAAUUUCUUUACUUAAUACUGGUCCCUAAGGCAUCAUCUGUCUGUCCUUCAGUUAAAAAACUGCAAUCCUUCGAAAGCGUGGAUGGCUUCUUUGUUUGUCUCCCUGUCUGACACCUAGAACAACAAAAUCUGUCUCCAGAUUGACAUUUUAUACCAAAAUAGCUGCUGAGUUUAAGUUGGUCUGUGGUAUUGAGUAAAGAAGGCUGUGUGCUCCCUGCCCUGGUCAGGAGCAGUAGGACUGGUGGCAUUUGCUGCUGCUUCGGCCUCUGCAGCCUGCAAAAUGUGGAAUCACCAGCUGUGUAGAUAAGAAGUUAUCAUCUCUGUGUGGUUUUAUUUUUGCUCUCUGUGAAAAGAAACAAGUGGCAAGAUUUAAAUAAGCAUUUUUGUGAAGUACUUUUCAUACAUCGUGCCUUGACAUUCAGGAGAUGGCUGUAUGCCACCUUACAGCCAAUAGCUUAGCUGCUUGGAGUCUGUGGUGUCUGCUGAUAGUGGGUUUUUUGUACAGUAUGUUUUUUUUAAAGAUUGUCGCCUUAGAGAAACACAAAUACCUCUUACCAGUACUACUUGGCUUGGCUUUACAUUUGUAUUUUGAGAGAAAAUAUUUUUAAAAAGAGAGCACAGUAAGAUGACAAAAAGAGAACUGUGACAGAGAACAAGUUAAUUUAAAAUCUGUUUGUAGUUUAAGUAUUACAAAUGAAAUGGAUAUCUUGUGGAGUAUUAACAUCAACCAACCAACUAAAAAUGUGCAUAAACCCCAGUUUUGUUUCCGUACUAAUUUUCAGUAAAAGCAUUUCCAGAGGCUUGGAUAGAAAUGUCUAGGCUUACACUUACUGUUGCAAAUUCAAAUUCAGGCAGUGGUAGUGGUUAUUAAAAAUAACGUAAUUGUUCCUUUCUGGCAGAGAUGAAUUGAGCAAACAAUCUCAAUACAGUUUGUGCUGGACAUUGUUAAGACAUAUAGUAUUAGUGUAACUGGCAAAAACUGAGAACUCUUGACAGUCACAGCAGAUUAAGGAAUUUGAACUUUUUCUACAAGAGCUGAAACAUGGUGAGCCUUUCUGUUUGAAGAAUUUUUUACUUGAGUGCUGGGGGUUUGGGUCUAAUUUCCAAAUAAAUUCAAACAGUUAACUGUUGUACCUUCCAGGAAAACUAGUAUGCAUUUAGGUCACUUGAAUCUCCUUUUGUGUCUGCAUUAUUUUCCCAAGUUAUUUGUUUCUGUGAGAGGCAUUUUGUCAAACUUAAUCCAAUGACCACAUAAAAACAUAGGUUGAGACUUGCACUCCAAGGAUAUGGUAAGAUGUUUUUUUUUUUCCUUUCAGAUCUGGGUUUCAGGAACCCCUUGAGUUACUGUCACAUCAAGGGCUUAAAUCAAAGUGCUUGUGAACUGGAAUAAGAUACUACUGUAGAAAUCUGUACUCUGUAAGAAUGAUUGUGGCUGCUACUUGCUCUCCACACAGCAGAGGGUCCUGGUGCAGCCCUGGGCUUGUGAGGCACUCCCAGAAAUACCUGUACCACUUUUCAAGAUGCAUUGGGAUUUCAGUGUGCCUUCUCCUGGUUUUGUGUGUUCCUUUUUGGACAAAGAAAUCCUUGCGAGUAUUCUUUAUUUUCUUCCUCCUCUGACAAGAUGAUGUUUUGUUUUUGAGCUUUUAAGGAAAAUUGCAUUGGCCUCUUCCCUCCUCCCUGCCCCAUUAGAGGAGAGUAAAAGGCACUUAGAGAACUUAACUGAAGAAUGGCUGACUCGGCUGAAAACAAAUGAUAUUUCUAAACUUCUUCUGAAAAGUUAUCUUUCUUAUUAAAUAAAAGAAUUAAAAGUUCAAAA
This is a messenger RNA of Apus apus (common swift), 7689 nucleotides long. It is a transcript of the gene HEATR3, whose product is annotated as HEAT repeat containing 3. The transcript is spliced from 15 exons. Bases 40 to 2064 code for a protein of 674 amino acids. Lineage: Eukaryota; Metazoa; Chordata; Aves; Apodiformes; Apodidae. Gene Ontology annotation, biological process: protein import into nucleus; ribosomal large subunit biogenesis. The record is from RefSeq and is a predicted model, not a curated record.